Trachymyrmex septentrionalis is the source of this 408-nucleotide messenger RNA. RefSeq names its product sulfated surface glycoprotein 185-like. The coding region runs from base 1 to 408 and encodes 135 amino acids. The transcript has a single exon. Lineage: Eukaryota; Metazoa; Arthropoda; Insecta; Hymenoptera; Formicidae. The record is from RefSeq and is a predicted model, not a curated record.
AUGCGGAGACUCUUGGACGAGGAGUUUAAGAAAUACUUCGGGGGUUUGCGAGAACAGAGUCGCCCGGCCGAGGACCACUUGCCAUCACCACCACCCUCAUCACCAUCGGCUCCGCCGGCUAAUCAGUUAGAGGUUAUACCUCCCCCUCAACCAUCUUCACCUUCCCCUCAAUCACCUUCACCUUCCCCUCAACCACUUUCAUCUCUCCCUCGAACAUCUUCACCUUCCCCGCAAACUCCUUCGCCUCCUUCUCGAUCUCCGUCACCCGCGUUUUCGGACGCACUGACGGAGAGAAUCUUUCCAGAUACUCCUCCAUUAUCACCCGAUUCGUCGGUCGAUCCUAUCUCAAUUUUCCUCAGAGGAAUUCCGUCCCCGACGACGUCUCCACGAACAGCGUGGAGUUCGUAG